This is a messenger RNA of Photinus pyralis (common eastern firefly), 2067 nucleotides long. RefSeq names its product cyclin-dependent kinase 11B-like. The record is from RefSeq and is a predicted model, not a curated record. NCBI's taxonomy places the organism in Eukaryota, Metazoa, Arthropoda, Insecta, Coleoptera, Lampyridae. The transcript has 5 exons. Bases 107 to 1957 code for a protein of 616 amino acids. Gene Ontology annotation, cellular component: nucleus. Gene Ontology annotation, molecular function: ATP binding; cyclin-dependent protein serine/threonine kinase activity. Gene Ontology annotation, biological process: regulation of mitotic cell cycle; protein phosphorylation.
AACCAUUAAAGUUGCAACCCUGUUUAGUGUAUUGUGUUUAUGAACGUAAAUGGAAAAUUUUUAUUAAAUUUUCAUUUAAAAGUGAUGGAUUUUCUGAAAAACAAUAAUGUCGUAUAAUAAUUCAGCACGUGAGGCCGACGAAUACAACAAAUCGGCUAAAAAAGAUGAGUAUUCGUCUCGCCUUCAAAAGUUGAGUCCACCGGAUAGAAAUAGUAAAUCCGAUACACAUUCAAAAUCUGAAAACCAUUACCAUAAAAGUAGUAGUAGUUUAAAAGAGAAAUCCCACCAUAAAAGGUCCAAGCAUCAAAAGCGUAGGCAUGAUGAGUAUGACAGGGAAUUGCAUAGAGAUAGAGGUAGGUACCGUAACCAACAUAGUUACACGGAUCGGCAUCGUCAUAGAAGUAGUACUUCUAACAACAAACAUAGGUAUGAAAAAGCGACGAACAAUUUAACAGAAUUAUCUAAUAAAGCAAUCGAAAUUGAAGAUGAAUUUCAUUUACACAAAUAUAAAAGGCUCAAAACAAUUAUAGACUAUAAACCACCAGAUAAUUGGGAAACCGAAACUGUCGAACAAGGGGAAAUGCACGAAUAUAACAAGGUGCAAAUGCUAAAUACAGGUGAGAUGCCCUCGAUUCAAGAACGAAACUCUGAUACAAUCACAGGCUCGGAAACUUCAGAAAACGAAGCGGAGUCGAAUAAAAUUGACAACAUUAAAGCAGAACAUUUUGCUCAAGUGAAUCAUCUGGGAUAUUCCUCUAAAGACGCUAGCCCCGAAUUACAAGAGGAGGUGGAAAGUGAGGAUGAUUUAAUAGAGCCCUUAGACCAAGAGGUACUAGUUCACGAUAAUACGGAAGAAUUGGAAGAUCUCCCGCCUUACUACCCCGCGAUUCAAGGUUGUAGAUCGGUGAAUGAAUUUCAAUUACUGAAUCAUAUUAACGAAGGUACGUACGGUAUCGUGUAUCGUGCCAGAGAUAAACAUAAUAACGAUAUUGUUGCAUUGAAACGUCUAAAAAUGGAGAAAGAAAAGGAGGGUUUUCCGAUUACGUCUUUAAGGGAAAUAAACACUCUGUUGAAAGGGCAGCAUCCUAAUAUCGUUACCGUUAGGGAGAUUGUGGUCGGGAAUAAUAUGGAUAAAAUAUUCAUAGUUAUGGAUUAUCUUGAGCAUGAUCUUAAAUCGUUAAUUGAAGUGAUGCGAAGUAAAAAGCAAAGCUUUACCGCGGCGGAAGUGAAAUGCUUACUUAAACAGUUAAUGUGUGCCAUUGCUUAUCUACACGACAAUUGGAUUUUACAUCGCGAUUUAAAAACAUCCAAUCUGCUGUUGUCGCAGAAUGGACUUUUAAAAGUGGGCGAUUUCGGUUUGGCGAGAGAAUACGGUUCGCCUCUUAAACCGUAUACGCCGAUUGUAGUGACACUUUGGUAUCGUGCCCCGGAAUUAUUACUGGGCAUUAAACCGUAUUCCACCUCUGUCGACGUGUGGUCUUGCGGUUGCAUAUUCGGCGAACUUGCACUUAUGAACCCGGUCUUUCCGGGCAAAUCGGAAAUCGAUGAACUCAAUAGGAUAUUUAAGCUUCUUAGUACUCCAAACAAAAACACUUGGCCAGGUUUUAAUAAGCUUCCGACAGUGCAGAGGAUUAAGUUAGUUCAGUAUCCUAAUAAUAAAUUAAGUCAACGGUUUAAUAUGCUUUCCGUACAAGGACAAGCGCUACUGCAACAACUCUUGACCUGCGAUCCCAGCCAACGCAUAAAUGCGGAAGACGCCUUCAACCAUUCCUAUUUUAAGGAAUUUCCUUUAGCCUUGGACCCCUCAUCGUUUCCAUCGUGGCCUACUAAGAGCGACAUAGGGCGCAUCCAUCCCGAUGAUGUUAAAAAAGUGGACGAUGGUGGUUUCCACAUCAAUGCAUCUGCAAUGGAUAAUAGAAAAUUACCAGUUGGCGGUGGCUUCAAUCUUAAGUUUUAAUUCUUUAUCAUUCAAUUUAAUUGUAUAAAUUAGUUUUUGAGAUAUAAUUGAAAAUAGUUUAUUUUGAUUUUAGGAUUUGUGGAUGUUGAAAUAAAAAAGAGUUUUGUACA